Malassezia japonica is the source of this 2307-nucleotide messenger RNA. RefSeq lists its product as uncharacterized. Gene Ontology annotation, cellular component: peroxisomal membrane; cytosol. Gene Ontology annotation, biological process: protein import into peroxisome matrix, docking. Bases 1 to 2307 code for a protein of 768 amino acids. The record is from RefSeq and is a predicted model, not a curated record. Gene Ontology annotation, molecular function: protein binding. The transcript has a single exon. Lineage: Eukaryota; Fungi; Basidiomycota; Malasseziomycetes; Malasseziales; Malasseziaceae.
AUGUCCCUUCCAGAGAUGCUGGGCGGGGGUGCCGAGUGCGGCCCGGUGAAUCCGCUGCAGCAGCUCGGCAAGCGGUUCGGCCAGGACCGCGGGUCACAGUUUGAUACACAUCGUAGUGGUUCGGUGGCCGAUGGACGGCCGGGGGGGUUCCGCACCCGCCCGGCCGCCGCGCAGGACCCCGCGUUCUUCGGGCAGGAGCGCCCGGAGGUGGCGCCGUUCCAUGUGGACCAGAUGCGCAACGCGCUGCCGCCCGUGAGCCAGGUGGGCUCGUGGCGCGACAUGGAGGCGUCGUUCCAGCGCGCGCAGCCCUCGUCGUCGCAUGCGGCGGCGGCGACGCCGGCGUGGGCACGCGACUUUAUGGCCUACCGCCCCGCGGCGGCGCCGGUGGCGGCGGCGCCCCAGCAAGAGGGACCAGUCGGCUUUGUGCCGCGGUACGGGAUGCAGCCCAUGUUCCGCCCUCACUUUCAAGGCGGCAUGCACGCCGGCCCUGCCUACCAGCAGCGCGCCGCCGAGGUGCAGCGGGGGCCGCUCGAGACGAUGAACAGCUCGUCGUGGGACUCUGCGUUUACCGCGGUCGAUGCGCAGCACCGCGCCCAGAGUUCUGCGCCGGCGACGAUGCCGAGCGACGAGCAGCUCGGCGCGAUGGACGCGGACGAGCUCGCUGAGACCGCCGCGCGCCUCCUGUCGAGUGUCGAGCACGACAGCAGCGACAAAUUCCAGCAGAGCGAGUUUCUGCAGCUGAUGCGCAAGCUGCGCGACCGCCAGGCAGAGGUCCAAGGCACGUCGAUCGUCGACAGCCACGGCCAGGUCGACAAAGGCAAGGGCAAGGCGUCCAGCGGACCGCCGACGCAGGCCGAACUCGACGCGAUGAUGCGCGAGGGCGCCGAGGCGAUGCAGCAGCGCAACGCGCAGUACACGCAUACCCAGCGCGAUCCGCUCCUCCAGGCGCGUGCAGACCAAGGCAUGAGCCUCCAAGAGUUUUGGGAGCAGGAAGACGCUGCGCGCGAAGGCCGCGAGCGUGCCGAGGACAUGCGCAAGAAUGCCUUUAUCGGCGACGGCGGCGACGUGGCUGCGCGUAUGCGCGAAGAUGCCAUGCAGCAAGCGCGCGAAGGCGACCCUGUCGCGGCCGAGUAUAGCAAGUGGACGUCGAUGGGCGGCAACGUGCCGGGCGCGCGCCAGGGGCACUGGGAAGAAGACGUCAUGACCGAGCAGCCCCAGCACGAGGACGAGGACUUUGUCGGUCGCGCGUGGCAAGGCACGCAAGGCCGCGGCCGCGUAAGCGCGCAAGAGGCCGAGUGGGCCAAGCUGCAGAGCGACUGGGACGAGUUUGAGGCGUCCGAGACUGGGAUCUAUGGACGCGACAAGACGCGCGAGCCGUUCCCGUUCACCGCGCCGGACUACCGCUUCCACGAGAACAAUCCAUAUGGGGCGGACCGCACGUACCAGCAUUCGAUGCACUCGCGUGUGCCGACGUCGGAGGACAGCGUGCUCGAGCACGAGGCGGCGGUGCAGUCCGAUCCGUCCAAGGCCGAUGCGUGGUACGGCCUCGGUCUGCGCCAGCAGGAGAACGAGCGGGAGAAGCAGGCGAUCGCGGCGCUGCGCAAGGCGGUCGAGAUCAACCCGCGCAUGAAGGAGGCGUGGCUCGCACUGUCCGUCAGCUAUACCAACGAAAACGACCGCGACGCGGCGCUCGAGUCGAUCGAGCGCUGGAUCCAGGUGAACGAUACCUACCAGGACGUGGUGCGCUCGCACGCGGGACGCAACGCCGACCGCCACAAACGCCUCGCGAGCACCCUAAUGGCGAUGGCGCGCUCGGGCGUCGCUGGCGGCGACUCGAUCGACGCGGACGUCCAGGUUGCGCUCGGCGUCCUGUUCAACUCGUGUAGCGAGUAUGACAAGGCCGUGGACUGCUUCAGUGCGGCACUCGAGGCGCGCCCGGACGACUGGCUCUUGUACAACCGUAUCGGCGCGACGCUCAGCAACUCGGGCCGCGCGAGCGAGUCGCUCGAGUACUACCACCAGGCGCUGAGCCUGCGCCCCGGCUUUGCGCGUUGCCACUUUAAUCUGAGCAUCUCGUGCCUGAACUUGAAGAUGUACCAAGAGGCAGCAGAGCACUCGUACACGGCCCUGACGCUGCAGCAUGCGUCGGAGGAUGAUCUGCCGCACGAACUGCGCGGCGUUCAAAACAACUCGCUCUGGGAAAUUCUGCGUGUCUCGCUCGAACUGAUGCAGCGCCCGGACCUUGCGCGCAAGUGCGAGGAACGCGACGUGAAUGCCCUGCAGCUGGAGGAGAUUAUCGGUCUGUAG